Molecule: messenger RNA, 675 nt
Organism: Letharia columbiana
Lineage: Eukaryota; Fungi; Ascomycota; Lecanoromycetes; Lecanorales; Parmeliaceae
Exons: 3
Coding region: 1-675 (224 amino acids)
Source: RefSeq, a predicted model, not a curated record
AUGUGUUUUGGUAGCAGCACUGACGGUCGCAGUUAUUCCGAGCAGCCUGCAAGGCCAAUUGAACUCCGCCCGCUAAGCAUCCAGAGCUCUUCAUCAGGCCGUGUGAGGGUACCCUCAAGCGCCCACUUGUCGUCUUCAUCUUCUGGCGGUGUGAGGAUUCAACGAGGCUACGCGUCGUCUUCGUCGUCUGGCGGUGUAAGGCUGCCAUCAAGCUAUGCACCAUCUUCUUCGUCAGGUGGUGUAAGGCUCCCAUUGACAUCGCAAUCUUCAUCUUCCUCGUCGGUCUACAUUAGAGAUCCGGUCGACUGGAACACAAGGCCCGAUGUGCUGGCUCGCCACCGACAGUACAAAGCAGCGGACGUUCGACAUAGUGCAGAUAAAGGAAGAUAUGAAAUAGAAAGGAGACAAAGAACGGUCGAUCGAAGCCAAAGAAGUCUGACGUAUACCCCACAAGACCUGACCCUCGAGAGCCACGAGUACCUCGGACCUGUGGCUGGACAGUGGCAUGGUAGCGCCAACCGGCAUGCGGAUUUGAGAGAGGGUUUUCUCACUGAUUACCCAAGGGCAUACAGAAACAAAGCUAGUGUUCGGACGCAUCGAGAAGCGGCCGAAGCUGCGCGCAACUCCGCUGCCACUGCCGAGGGGUAUAUGGAGGAACAUACGAGAUAUGGGUAA